Molecule: messenger RNA, 1602 nt
Organism: Parnassius apollo (apollo)
Lineage: Eukaryota; Metazoa; Arthropoda; Insecta; Lepidoptera; Papilionidae
Source: the annotation of a GenBank genome assembly
AUGGAAAAGUUUUUGCAGCUCCAAAAAGAAGUACAUAUUUUGAAAAAUUACACUUUAGUGAACAAUUUUGAGGGUACAAAUCUUGUUAAGAAUAAGCGGGGCGCUGCCAAUUUGUUGGAUAAUUUUGAUUGUGAUAGCGGUCCGAUAGGAAUAAUUCAUUUAACACAAGAUUCAACGACCUCUAACAACGGCGCAAAGAUUUCGACCUUGACUAAUAACAUGGUAUGUGCUUCGGAACCUGUUCAACUUCAAACACAGCGCUCGCCGUCUCUGUCAUGCGCUCCGGCCAAUGCAUUAACUGUCUCCGCGCCACCUCCGCAGUGUUUUUUGCCCGUGGAGGCGGCUACUGCGGUUUCCGCCUGCGCCGAAAGUGCGGUGCGGGCCUCGCAAAACAAGUUUGACUGCGAACGUGUGAUAGAUGCUUCAAGCUGUAAUGUCGAUAACUUACCGAAUGAGAAUAAUAAUUUAUGCGUUAGUAUGGCGGAAAUAGUACGAAGUAAUAAUAAACAUUGGAAAGACAAGGAGCAGAAUGAAGAAUGGAAAAUUGUUCAGAGAAAAAGCCAAACAAGAUUAAUCCUACCAGCUAACUGUAUAGCAAAGAUAGAUGGUUACAAGAUCGAACCAACCCAGGAGAUAUUAGAUUCUGUGAAGAGUGAAUCAUUGGUGGGAGACAAAUACGUCUUUGGAGACCUUCCAGAGUUGAAGCUAGACACGAUUGAUUUUGAUUCUACAAAUAUUGCCUCAGCCAGGCUUAAAAGGGCUAAUGAGGUCUUCAAGGUGUCUGCUCCACAGGUAGAAGCUAACUGUAUAGCAAAGAUAGAUGGUUACAAGAUCGAACCAACCCAGGAGAUAUUAGAUUCUGUGAAGAGUGAAUCAUUGGUGGGAGACAAAUACGUCUUUGGAGACCUUCCAGAGUUGAAUCUAGACACAAUUGAUUUUGAUUCUACAAAUAUUGCCUCAGCCAGGCUUAAAAGGGCUAAUGAGGUCUUCAACGUGUCUGCUCCACAGGUAGAAGGUAGCGUAGCAAAACUAUCAGACUUGAUCACCAAUUCUCGGAAUGCUACGAAGACUUACCACUCGGAUAUAGAGAUAUUAACUAAUGAAAUAAUCAAGUUAAAGAAGAAAGUUGCCGAAGAUGCGGCAGCAGGAUUCUCAAUAGGACGAUCACACCGUGUAUUUGAAAUCCCAAUCGAGCUGUGCACUGUCCCAGGAAGAGCUAUGGCAUGGUCAUGUACACCAUCCAAGGGUUAUACACAACUGCUAGAACAGAACCAAUCCAUAAAACGAUGGAGCAAUGCCAUGGUUAUGAAAUUAGAUUUAAGGCAGAUAUCAUUAGUUAACUCCGAUUAUCCAUCUCUCAAAUGGAGUCAAAAUGUGCCCAGCAAAGUAAAGGUAAACCUAAAUCAUUUGGGUCAUAUAAUCAAUCACCAUGCUAGAUGGGACUGGCUAUCAUUGAACAUUGUGUCUGUUACAGGAUUGGGUAUCUCAUUUCCAGGCACAUUUCGGUACAUCUAUCAUUAUAGUAAGCCCGCUAGUGUAAAUUACCCACAUACUGGUGCAGUGACUGUUGAUGAUGAGUGGGAUGGUGACCUUGAAUUGUAA